Aaosphaeria arxii CBS 175.79 is the source of this 5651-nucleotide messenger RNA. RefSeq lists its product as uncharacterized. Gene Ontology annotation, molecular function: protein binding; snoRNA binding. Gene Ontology annotation, biological process: positive regulation of transcription by RNA polymerase I; maturation of SSU-rRNA from tricistronic rRNA transcript (SSU-rRNA, 5.8S rRNA, LSU-rRNA). Gene Ontology annotation, cellular component: 90S preribosome; t-UTP complex; small-subunit processome. Bases 91 to 5406 code for a protein of 1771 amino acids. The transcript has 4 exons. The record is from RefSeq and is a predicted model, not a curated record. Lineage: Eukaryota; Fungi; Ascomycota; Dothideomycetes; Pleosporales.
GUUACAGUAAGGUUCGCAAACCCAAUGGAAUACCGAGAACUAGCCACAGGAUCGACUUUCAUGCCUAGGUGCCUUUAAUCAACAUCAAAUAUGUCUUCCCUACAGCAGCAAUUAGCUGCCAUUGCCGCGACUAGCACCCAUCAGCUCGACCUCAAGGCGCAGAAAACUGCACAUGGAAAAUCUUUACUCUUCGAAUCACGCGUUGCCGCUUCACAAUCUUUCGAUCUGAUAUUCUCGAUAUGUUACGAAGGGUUUCGCGAUUUGUGCGCGCUUGAUCAAAGGUUCCUCUCUUUUGCGCGGACGCUCUUCAGCGAACAGAGCAAGUCAGAAGACCGCACCCAGAUGACCAAGAAGGAAAACGACGAAUUGGAUCGAGUUUUGGAGUCUUUCAUAACCUUAGUUGGAUCUCGAAUACUUUUGAAACCAGCCGAGAAAGCCCUAGAGUGGUUGGUCCGAAGAUUUCGAGUCCACGAGUACAACACAGAAACUCUAGUGCUCUCAUAUCUUCCUUACCACAGUACACCGCAGUUUCUAGCACUCCUCUCUAUCCUCCCAUCUACACCACCGCCAACCCUGCGAUUCCUCCAACCAUAUCUGGCGCCGCCCACGAAUCCUCCUCGUGAGGCCAUCGUGUAUACCGCUGUCAAUACUCCCGCUCUCUUCGCAGCGUUACAGAGUUACGUCGUCAAAUCUCUUCAGGCGAAGCAUCAUGGUGCUAGCCUGUUAUCAUUUUGGGCCAGCGUAACCGCCCAGGCGUUGGAUGCUAUAUUAGAUGCCUCAAGAUCAGGCCGGAGGGAGAUACAAGAUCAGCGAACGGAACAAGUCCUUCUCAGGAUUCUCCCUGCACUCAACGAGUGCCUGAAGCUCUCCGACAUCCCAGAUGCCAAUCUUGGAUGCUACAUGAUCUUGAUCAUACUUGUGACCAAAGCGUCCUUUGAGGACAAGGUCUUGGACUCCUUGCUCGAAGCUGUCAUACGAAGCUAUGGAUUGGAGACUGCUGAUGGAUGCCUAACAUGUUUAGCAAUCAUCGCGGAAGAGCGAUCAAGCAUAACUCUCCCCAUCCCAGUAGAAAAGAGACUCUUCAGAAUUCCAGAUCUGCCGCAAGCUCUUGAAGUGCUUGCCACCAAAUGCCGUGCUGAGCGCCUUGCUCUCGGUAGCGCACUUGCAUCUCUGGAUCGGCUCUCGCACGGCAAACACCCCGAGGAAAGCCGCGAAAUAUUUCAACGUAUUCUUGAAUCGAGUAUCCUAGGUCCGUCGUACAAAUCGGCUGCAGUAUCAUCCUUCUUUCGUGUAUUUGAAGAGAGCACUCCAGGAUCUGAGGCUCAUGGUCAGUUACUGGAGCUUCUUAGCCAACUGUCCGAGUCGAUGCACCUUGCGCCACUUCUCCAAACGAUUGCUCAAGCGAAUGGCAUAGACAUGGACGCUAUGGGGGUAACCGUACAAGUAUCUCUCCAGGUGGAGGAUCAGGGUAAUGAGAACUCCGAUGAGGAAAUGUUGGACGUGGGUGAAACGUCUCAACAGGAAGAGCAGCCCAGCAUUACUCUUCCAAAGAUCGACGACUCUACGUUUUUCUGCGAGAAUGUUUCAUCAUUCUCCGGUGCACUUGCGACCUUUGAGCGCGCGGUGGUCUCUAAACAAGCCGCUCAACUUUUGGCCUCGAAAGAGCUCGAAACCCAAAAUGGGCACUCCAAACCCCUUUUCUUAAGUUUCCUGGUCCGAACUUGGUCCACCUCCUCGAGCGUGCCGACCCGCAUUGAGGCGAUUGUUUCCACUACCAAAUUCAUCAAGAAGACCGAAACCGCCAUUGAUCUGCAAAUACUGAUUCCGUACCUACUUUUGGCUCUUUCCGACCCAGCACCUGCCGUACGACGUGCAGCUGCUACAUGCAUUGCAACACUCACCGAGAAGAGCAUGGGUAACGGUGCAAAAACUGAAAUUUGGGCUUCGUCAACAUUUUACGGACAGAAAUCUUCAAGUAUAUCACACUUGAAGUCCGGAGAAUGUGCGCAGUUGCUGUCUUCGCUGUUCGUGCCUAUGCUUGAAGAGUGUGUGAUGGAUUCUACAUCCGCCAUAAGACUCGUCAGAGAGAGUUUGGAAGGCUCAAAGUCUAUCAAAACCCAGGCAGGUCCUUCCUUGAAAUCGUCCGUACGAGGAUCCGCCUUAACGUUCUUUGCUUCACACAUUGCCGUAACCCCAUUGCUGCAGGCUCGUCUUCGUCUCCUCCCGAUUUUCAAUUUCACAGGAAAGCACGCCAUUGGGGUGCGGACAACACAUAUCAUUCCUACCAUUCGUACAUGGUGUUCUCUUUCAAACGAGGAGGCCAGUUCAAGAUGUGCAGCUGCGAAUAUCAACCUCUCAACCGCCAAUGCUGUCCAUUUAGGUGGAAUUGUCGCAAGAGAGCAUGAGUCUGUAAAGAUACUACAAGACUUGAUUUCGGGAGAUCUUCGCACGGACAAUCUAGAUGUUGUUUCUGCUGCUUUCGACCGCUUAAUAGCCGUUUGGACUUCCAUCAAGUCAGAAACGCGCCUAUCCAUUGGACAAAUCCUGUUAGACUUGGCCUUGCAAGAAAAGCACAUAUCUGAAAGUGAGAAAUUGCGAUGCAAUCGAUCCCUUGAGGCACUGCGCGUUCUCCGGCUGGACACCGCUAUUCUUUCCGACUUCAUUGAGAGUAUCCCGAACGCCCUGCAGAUGCCGGAGGGUCCUCCAACAAAGAAGAGGAGAAGGAGCAGCCGCAAUGAGAUGGUCAGGGCCGAAAUUCAGUCUCCCGAGGACGUAUCCAAAUUGCUUCGACGAACGACUAUUGUACUUGAGUUGAUCGAGGCUUCUAGCCCCGGCGACCACCCAGUGCUAUUGAAGAACUUAUUUGGAAUCCUUGGUGAUCUACAGCAAUUACGACAUCAGUCUGGAUCUGAUCUGGUCUACCUACAAAGUUUAGUCCUGGGUUCCCUCACUCCUAUCGUUGAUCGAUUGAAAGACGAUCGCAAUGCUGCAGAAUAUCAAGCCUCUGUCAGAGCAGAUCUACUCGUCGAUUGCAUUCGCCACUCGACCAAUCCCCAAGUGCAAAGCGCUGCUUUGCUUCUGAUUGCAAGCCUGGCCUCCUGGGUGCCUGAGGUUGUUCUCCAUAAUCUCAUGCCUAUUUUCACAUUCAUUGGAUCCACUCUUCUGAGGCAAACUGACGACUACUCUGCACAUGUCGUUGACCAGACAAUAUCGCGGGUCGUACCGCAACUAGCGGAGUCGUUAAGGAAGAGAGACAAAAACCUCAUUACAGGAGUUGCAGAUCUUCUUUUGAGCUUUACCGCCGCUUUCGAACACGUGCCUCUGCAUAGAAGACUCAGGUUGUUUUCGGAGCUCGCUCGCACGCUUGGACCCGACGACUCUCUCUCGGCAAUCAUUGCUCUUCUAGUCGAUCGAUAUCCGAACAGCACCGAACCUAGGAAAUUCGUUCCUGGACUUCUGCUCCAAUUCGACCCAGUCACGACACUCAAAGCAUUCAAGGGCUACUUGGCCUUGGUCAGCGAUGGGUGUAGCGAGAAACGGAAGAUCUCCGAUGUUCUCUUCAGUUUGAACGAGAAACAGCCGACCCAAGUCGAGAAUGCCCUCAAUCAGCUGUUGGGUGCACUUGCGGAAUUGGCGGCAAACCAGACAAUUCACACCCAUAUCGCCAAGGCAUUCCGCAAGAAUAGGGAUCGGUCCCUACCUCGGGCCGUUUUUGCAGACAUCAUCGAGUCGAUCAUUCAAUUGUCAAAGCAAGUUGCAGGUAGACCGAAGCUUAAUGAAAGCUGCCGUCGCGUGCUGACCAAAUGUCUCGACCUCCUCCCGACUAUCGAUCUCAUCAGCUCUGCUGAGCUUCUCCUUUCGAAUCCGGAUCCGAAGGUGCAAGUUGCUGCUGUUAGGUCCGUUGAACUCAGGGCGGGGUCCGUGGUACAACAUGACCAGCAGUCGGUCGAUUCGCUCCUGUCUUUCCUACCGCAGGCCGAUGCACUUCUGCAGAAGUCUGAGGAUAUUGACGUGAAGGCCGUCACAGUCAGUUGCAUCGACCGCGUCAUCGAACGAUUUGGAAAGAAAGAUGUUACCGCUGUUGAGAGUGUUGCCCGUACUAUUGCUGGCGCACAGUCUUUGGCAAGCAAGGAGGAUCGAGUACGCAUUCUAUCGCUGCUGUGCAUCACCUCCAUUGUUGAUGUGUUGGAAGAGGAGGCUAUAUCUCUAUUGCCAACGGUACUGCCCAUCGCCUUCAAAUACUUGGAAGAGAGCAUUACGGAGGAAAAACGAGGCUUACACAACGCGGUCUUUGCCCUGCUUACAAACAUUGUGGACCGUUUGGCGUUCAUGUUCUCCCGCGAAUAUUUGAUUCCGGCCCUGAAGCUUUCUCACCGUUCCGCUGUCGGUGAUCUUGGAGAUAGCUGCGAUGAGUCCCGACGCGGAUUCUACCAGAGCUUGUCCGCCGGUCUCGAGGCACAGGAAAUCUUUGUCGCUAUCAAGUCCACAUGGUCAGCGGCUCUCAGUAAUGGGUAUGAAUCGUCACGGGAAAUGCUGGACCUCAUCCUCGCAACAAUUGAGAAUCAAACCAAGUCGAAGAUGGUCAAGGCUAGCUCCACACUUUUCAAUGUUCUGUUGGAAACAUUUGACAUUCGAAGAGCUAUCACUGCCGAGGCUACUAAGGCGACUCUUGAAGAGGACGAGUUGGAGCUGCUUGAGACUGCUCUUAUCGAAUCCAUAAUUGCAAUGACCCUCAAGCUGAACGAUAGUCUAUUCCGGCCGUUCUUCGUGCAGCUUGUGGAUGCAGCGAACUCGUCGUCCAAGCAGGUCAAGAGUCACUCUAUCACGCUCUGCAAGUUCCUUGCGGCAUUUUUUGAUCGAUUCAAGUCUAUCGUCACGAGCUACUCAAGCUAUAUCAUUGAGCAUACUGUGUCGUUGCUGAACUACAUUGCGCAAAAUCCAGAAGAAUCGGAUCUUCAAACCGCUGUGUUGAAAGCUUUACAGAAGAGCUUCCAGCACGAUCAGGAUGGAUUCUGGCAAUCGCCGUCACACUAUUCGCAAAUACUCGUCCCUCUCCUUACUCAACUCACUCUCCCUCCCCAGGAAUCCGCCACGCCUGUUAUUCCUACCAUAACUGAACUCGCCACUGCCUCUGCUUCUUCAGUUGACAACCAUCGCGAGAUGAACGCUAUUCUCUUGAAAUAUAUGCGCUCCGAGUCCGCGUCUACGCGCCUUGCCACAGUGAAGUGCGAGCAAAGUUUGACGAAGCGGUUGGGCGAAGAGUGGCUAGCGUUGUUGCCUGAGAUGCUGCCAUUCAUCAGCGAGCUACGUGAGGACGAUGAUGAGGAGGUCGAAAGGGAGACACAGAGGUGGAUCAACAUGGUUGAAGAAAUUUUGGGAGAGGAUUUAGAGGCUAUGUUGCAGUAGAUAAUUGUAAAGAGUAUAUGGUAGAUGGUGAAAGAAUACCCAUGUCGCAACGUCUUUUUCGCUUUCAACAUUCAGUAUGAUGAUCUCGAUCUUGUGACAAGACAUUGCAUCGCAUGUAAUACGAAAGACCAUUGGAAACGAAGGGAAUGCUACCCGUAACUAACUCAAAUAUUUAACAAGAAUACGAUGAUUGCUCUCCACUCGUAGCACUGACUGAACAUACGAGACGAGUACCUCGAAAACAC